Molecule: messenger RNA, 5900 nt
Organism: Cinara cedri
Lineage: Eukaryota; Metazoa; Arthropoda; Insecta; Hemiptera; Aphididae
Source: the annotation of a GenBank genome assembly
AUGACACCGAAAUGUUCAUCCCGUUCGUCUAUCACCCCGUCAUCAGUCCUGCACCACCACAGUUCAGUUUCACCGAUGGCGAACAUCGGUCCGGACCACGUGAGUUCACAUUUUAUCAUUAUGAUUAGUUAUAAAUCAACAUUUCUGUGAUAUUCCAUCCAUUAAUUAUUGUAGGAAAAACUCGUUUUCCGAAAAAAUAAUAUUUUUGUCCUUUUUUUUCCCCCGAUAAAUAAUACGAUUUAGAGAUUAUUAAUUUACUGUACUUUGGAAAAUAUCAAAAUCUACAAGUACACACGUGUACAAUAUUUUAUAAUGCUUAAUAGCAUAUUGGUAUUUUUAUAAUAUUAUAAUAGAUUACAAAAAAUUGUAGACAGGUUAAAUGUGUAAAAGUCACUUAUACUAGUCUUUUCUAAACGUGGUGUAUUAACCUGAGCUAAUUGAGAGCUAACUAGUUUUUUGCAUUAGUUCCAGGCAUGAAUAAAGAAUAUUCUACUAUCCUCCAAAAGUUAUGGAUAAAUAGGUAUAUUGGUUUUUUGGGUUUUUUUUUUUUAAGAUUCUAUGUACAGAGUGAUUUUUUUUAUGUGAACCAGCAAUUCUCUGAGAUAAUUUUAAGUUAAUUUGAUUUUUGUUUAAUCUAAUCAAUCAUUUGGGCUUUAUUUUAAAACCAUUUUUAAUGUUUUACCCCUACUCUAUAUACCUUAAAUAAGUGCAUACGUUUGAUUUUUAAAUAAGAACUCCCCCCCUUUUGAACACAAAUUUGAAUAGAGAAUAUUUUUCCAAAAAUGUUGGUCAUAGAUAGACAAUUUAUUACCCUUUCCUAUUCUUGCGGUCCAAACUUUAAACUGUUAUAACUCAUAAACGGUAAAUCUGAUAUUAGUGUGAUGCAUAUCAAAAUUUCUAGAAAAGUAUUCUCUAUUCAAAUCAGUGUUCAAAAGAGAGGAUUCGUAUUGAGAAAUCAAAAGUAUACACUUAUUUAAGGUAUAUAGAGUAGGAGUAAAAAAUUAGAAAUGGUUUUAAAAUAAAGCUUAAUCGAUUCCAUAAUGGUCAGAAAAAACAGAAAUCAAAUUCACUUAAAAUCUUCAGAGAUAAUUGCUAGUUCGUAAUAAAAAAAAUCAGCCUAUAUACUACACCAUAAUUCUUCAUCGUGAACACAAUUUUUCUAUCAUUCUUUUAAAUUAUCAUUUAUCACAUCGAACACAUACAUGAUUAUGCUCAUUGAAACAAUUUUUUUCAUCGUAUUUUGCAAAACGAAUGUUAAGCUUUCUUAUAUGUCAUCCAAUAUUGUAUUUGUUUCAUAAAUCGAUUUUCUUUUACGCAUUUGAAAUGGGGAUAACUUUUAAAAACGAAACAAAAACACCCCAUUCGAAGUUUGACAGAACAACGUGACAUAAUUAUCAAAAAGGACAAUCCCGUUUAAAAUAAGACAUAGAGACACUCUAUUCUAUGUAGUUAAAAUUAUUUGACAUGCUUAAAAAUUUAACAUGACGUUCAAUAUAAAUUUUGCUUAGUAGUAAAACAAAAAAAAUGCGAAUUGUACUACAGUUAAAAGUUCAAAUUUAAACUAAAGUCGUAAAAAUUACGGUCUUUCAAAACAUGUUUAACCGAACUUCGCUUAGAAUCAUUUUUCAUUAGCCAUGAUUUUUCGAUGUGAACAGACAUCAAUUAAAUUUAUUUAUUUAUUCUAUCUUUGCAACUAUUGGACUAAUGGUUGUGUUCAAAACAAAUACAAAUGCAAUCUCAUUAUUCCACGAAAUUUUCAAAAAUAACAGAAUAAUCUGAGGUUUUCAAACUGAACAAUAAAAAUCAACUCCCUAUAUAACCCAAACAAAUUGUCAACAAACCCAUUUCUUCGAACAUUGAGAAGUAUGUCUAGUUUUCCUCAUAUUAUUGGUUUAAAACUCAUGAAAAAUAGGUGUGUCCAACUCCUUAAAAAAAAAUCGAAUAAAUGGUUUUUUUUUUUCAUACAUAAGUAUUAAAAUUUGGUAUCCGUAAAGGUAUUACUCGUAUAAUACUAUAUGUCAAUAGGUGUAGAGCUAUUCUAGAGAAUACUUUAUAUUUGAAAUAAAAUAAAAAUAAAAACAUAUCAUCGAAUAAUAUAAAUACUUCUACCUACGCGUUACGACUAUAAUAAUAUAUUUAUAUAUUUAUAAUUGUUACAUUUUUUUUUUAGGGAAUCACAAUUGAAGUGUUCGUUGACAGACGACCAAAGUUUCAAUAUCACUAUAACCAUUCAUUUCUAAAUAGGUGUUCCUUAGCAACUAUAAUGGUACGUACAUUUUUCGAUAAUUUUUAACUUAACUUGUUUAUUGUUUGUAUCAUUAUCUAAUUAGCCUAACUAAUUUAUGUUUUAAUUGGACAAACUUAACUUUAUCUUUUUGUAUAUUUUUAUAUUAAUUAUUUUAGGUACAUUAACUAAAAAUGAAUUAAUUUGCAUUAACAUCCAGUUAAGUCAACGAAUUAAAGAGCAAUAUUUAUAACGAAAUUUGUGAUUUAAUUUUAAUUGACCAUUCUUAAUACUACGGUUUAGGCCGGAUGUACACGAAAGAGUACGAAAUAGACAGCCAGGUUAAUACAGUAAGCAUGCAAAUGAAAUAUCGCAGUUUUUUUUACUGUACAGAUGUGCACCCGGCCUUAUUUGUACUGGUAUCGUAUACAUAAUAUAAAAAGAAUGGGGAAAAUGGCUGAUAACAAUGUUGAAAUGACGUUAUAUGCCCACCUUAGGUACUUAAGGUAUUUUACCUUUAAAGAUAUUUAAAUAUUAAACAUGAAAAUUAAUCCUGAAUAAGACACUUAUUAUCUCGGACCGUACUAAACUUUCUUCGGCAUUUUUUUUUUUUUUUUAACAGUUUACGAACCAAAUAUCUCAACAUUUAAAAUUAUCAUUAUUUUUUAUUACUCUUAUUUUUGGGAGUGAAACCUCGACCAAUUUUUAAAAAAGCAACCUAUAUUAAAACUACCAUUUAUAGAUAAUAUUUUAAUUUAAAUACAUAAAAGUGUUGACAUUUUCACUUCAAGUGAAAUCAAUUAUCGCAGAUAUUUCACUUUUCAGUUUAAACAGGCAGAAAUAGUAGUCUAGUGCAAUAUCAUUAAUGUGGUGGCACAUUGUGUGUCACGAGAUAUAUGAAUAGAGCUCUACUAUACUCUAUCGGCUACCUGUACCCAAACUAAAAAGUAGAAUAUCUCGUCAACGUGUUUACGGAAAUUAAAAAUAUCAACACUAAAAUGUAUUUAAACUAAGACAUCAUUCAUUUAGUAUUCAUGCAAUUUUGAAUACGGAUUGCUACUUGAAAAUCAAAAAUGUGUGAUUGUCUUUUGCCCGAAAAUAAAGGUAACGAAAAAUUACGGUUAUAUAUUAUAAUUUUAGAGUUACUUGUUUUUUAAACUGUCCAAAAAAAUUAUUUUAAAUAAGUAAAAACUUUCCGAGUUAAUAAGUUUCUUAUAAUGAUUAAUCUCUGUAUUAUAUCAUGUCUAAUUAUAUAAGUAAUAUUAAAUCUAAAAUUUCACAAAGUUCAUAUAAUUCCAGAAUGUAUUAAAAUAAUAGCAGAGAAUACGAUAAUUUUCAAACUGAAUUCACAAUUGUUUAUUUAUUAUAUUUUUUCAUUAGGAAUAAUUCACAUUUUUCCAAACAUAAAAAAAUAACAUUUUUAUCUACCUAUAAAUAUGUCUACUCAGCAUAUUCCAUUGACUCUACAUUAAUUAUUUUCCGAAUAAAUUUCUUAAAAAUGCAAAUAUUGCAAAAAUUAUACUAGCAUAAAACAUGUAGAAAAAUUUAAACCAAAAUACUUUAAAAUAUUAAAUAGAAAUAUUUGUUUGGAUUAUAGGUGACUCUGCUGUUUAAUUUUAAUUCAAACGGGAUGGACUGCAAAAAUAAUUGGAAUUGCAUGAGUUGUACAAAUUCAUCAGUAUACAAGUGCAGUUGGUCCAUUGAAAAACAAAAGUGUUACAGCAAUUUUACGAUUCCUAGCGAUCUUAAAGAAAGUAGGAUGGUGGCCAAUAGGUCGUCUUGCCCAAAUUUUAAAAUUCUGACUAAAAAAAAACAUGGUGAUAAUUUCAGUGCUAUGGUGACAAUUUCCAAUGAUCAAAAUGAUUUAAUCGGAUUGUUAAAAGAAAAAAAACUCAUGUGUCAGAUUGACGAAGACUAUUUCAAUGCUUCAGUUUCCAACGACUCUGUCGUUUGUUCUGAUCAACGCCUGUAUACCAAUGAAAGUCUGGUUCAGAAAAUCACCGAUGGGGAAACAAUAUAUUACUCGUAUAUAUCAGUGGUAUUUGACGACAAUCGGUUGGUUUUUAAUAAAUUUGAAGAGCACUACAUAAAAAAAUCCAAUGCUAGCCUUUGUUCCCACGUUAUCUGUAAGAGUUGUGCAUGGAAUGACGAUCAAUAUAUGGUAUACUGUGUGAAAUAUCCCAGGAAUAUAAACAAUACGUGUACGUGUAGUAACGAAAACCAAUUCUGUGAUAUUAGAAAACUCUCGAACUUGGAUACGGAUCACAUAGCACUGGAUACAAACAAAUGUAAUACAGCUAUCAAGUCGUUUAAACCAUUAUGUGGACCGUGGACCGAUGUUACGAACUUACAAGUCGAACUAAACAAUCAUACAAUGCUGUUCAUCAACGAUAAAUCACCCAACAUCACUGUCACAAUAGCCGGACGCAAUUGUACGCCAAUCACGUUCUUGGGAAACAAUACCAUCUAUUGUCCUUUGCUACCAGAGGUCAAAAAAAUUCCUUUGAAAAAAGGGCCAGUGUUAGUUUCAGUUCAACCUGCUAAAUUUAAACACCUAACCUUGCAAUUCCAAUCCGAAACUCAUUUUAAUUUCAUCGAGCCCAAAAUCAUUAAAUUUUGGCCUACUUAUGGUCCCACAACGGGUGGCACUAAGCUAACCAUCAAUGGAGAAAUGUUCGGCUCAAGCAGCCCUUUAAAGUUACUGGUUGCGAACAAAAAUUGUAAAAUUAUAGAUCGUCAUGAAAAUCAACUGAUCUGUGAAACGAACUCAAACCAGCAGAUCAACAAAUCGGGAUGUUUGGUACAGCAAUCGCUGUCAAGAGGCCCAUUAAAGCUCAUUUACGUCGGCCAUGGAAUAGUCGAAUACAAUGAAACUCUGUUUGAAUACGUGGUAUACCCGACUGUAGCUGCAGACCAAGAGUUCAGUGGUAUUAUGUCUGGUAAUACAAGGCUUAUGGUACGAGGCCAACAUUUUGCUUGCUUAAAUCACACAAAAAUCUGCGUCGGUAACAGAGACAACUGCACAUGUCAUUACGGUAAAUGUCAAGUUUUGAAUGACACGUGCAUGGUUUGUGAGACCCCCAAAUUCGAGGUCUAUUCCAAAAAAGUAAUACCUAUGAGUUUUUAUGCAAAUAUAACCACAAAAUCAGUGAUAUUUAAUCCACCGAAUUCGGCACUGUACCACCUGUACCCGGACCCGACUUUCUCGGACUUUGUUUUGGACGGCUGUUGUAACGUUACUAUAAACAGUAUGCACUUAAUACGUGGUUACCACGUUGAAGACUUGUCCAUCCGAUCCAUCGGAAACUCCACUGAAUGCCUUAAUAUUUCGAUGACAACUAACCAAAUCUAUUGUCAGCUGCCUCCAUUAAAUCCACUGCCGAAUGUGAUUUCCGUCACGAUAGGUUUCGGUCUAACGAUUAACGUUCCGAUGACGAAAUCUGGUGAAACCAGUGGUUUAUUAGCUUUAAUGGUUUUACCGAACAUCUUCACUAUUGCUUACAUAAUGUUCACGUUUAUAACCUUAUUGUGUGUGACUUUUUUUGGUUUAAAAUCAUCAAUAAAAUACGACCUUUUAUCGUUACGUCAUAAUAAACCUCUAUUUGAGAUGAAACAGUUGAACAGACGGCAAUCAAAUUCCACUGACGACAAAGAUGAGUCAGGAAAUUCGGCAUAA